CAAAGACAGACAAUCUCCUCUGCUACAAAAGCCAGUCGCCGUUUAUCAUCCCAAACGGCCAUCAUUGUGCAUUUGGCAAAGUUCGAAGCUACAGCAGCUACUCCCAUUGCCCGCUUUUGCAUCAGACACGUCACACGACUCCGGGAACCACGGCUUGAUAUCACCGCCAUUGCCAUAUCGCAAUAUCUGGUUUCCCACCUUAUGAUCGACAUUCCCUAAACCCCUCCUGAAUCUCGAAAUCCAACAUCACACUACAAACCUCCGCCAUUAUGGAUGUCACACCGAGUCUCUCACGGUCCUCGUCGACCUCGUCCCGCAACAAAUCGAACCUCAGUCUGGACCUCUCCAACCUCCCGCCGCUCGUCCAGCCGACGCCUCCCUCCAACACGCUCAUCUUCACAAACCUCAACAACACCGACAUCUUCCUGCCCGAGAACCUACAGACCAUCCGCGAGCUCAUCGAGCACACGGCACCCAUACACUCGUUUGCACCGCUCAAGUCGUUCCGCCGCAUCAUCGUCUCCUUCUUCGACGUCGACGCCUCAUUAGCCGUGCGCCAGGUGUGGGACGGCGAGGCCGUCAUGGGCGAGCGCAUCAAGCUCUACUUUGGCCAGCCCACGCCCAUCGAGACCAAGCCCGAGCACCUGGCCCUGCCCGACGCCGGCAAGCUCUUCUUCAUCUCCCCGCCGGCCAGCCCUCCCCACGGCUGGGAGAUGCGCCUCGAGGACGCGCCCAACAAGCAGGUCCACGCGGAUGACCUCGCCGAGGCCCUGGCCAAGCUGCACCACCGCCCCGUCCCCACCUACGACUCGCCCGUCACCCCGACCGACGGCGGCGUCCCCAACUUUGGCACCCGGAGCCGCAGCUCGACGCUCAUCUACCAGCCUGACGCGGAGACGAGCCCCGGCAUCCCCGCCGUCUUUGUCGAGGAUAUGACGGACGGGCCGACCAUGAGCCCCAUUGAGGUCUCGAAGCCCAUAAUGGCCCAGACUGCGCGGCCUCCCGUUGAGCUGAUGCACGACGCGUAACCGAGUUUCUGGGGCAUUUGUUGAUACGAGGGACGGUGGACAUAAUAACUAGUACUUUUUUCAUGUGUCAUUCUUUUCUCUGGGAAUGAAGGCGCUUGGUAGGCGUUGGCAAAGUCAUGACACGGCUACUUUGGCUUUGGAGGCUGUCAAAUAUUCUUCUUGGACACCUUACUUUCAUGGGAUUGGCGUUUUUGGGCUUUCUUUACGUUGACCGAGCAUAAGGAGUUGAAUGAAAAGCAGAAAUAUCCUGUCAGAAUAGAUCCAGACCCGUCGCAAAUAGAGGGGCACAACAUCAUAUCUGUAGCAUGUGGCUUGAUGAAAAGAUCGAGCCAAUGAAAUUGAUCAAGUUACAAUUCUAACUUGCCUACAAUAACUGUAUGAUAUUCUCAAUACCAAUCGAGUU
This is a messenger RNA of Trichoderma reesei QM6a, 1431 nucleotides long. RefSeq lists its product as uncharacterized. The transcript has a single exon. Gene Ontology annotation, biological process: calcium-mediated signaling. Gene Ontology annotation, molecular function: nucleic acid binding; calcium-dependent protein serine/threonine phosphatase regulator activity. The record is from RefSeq and is a predicted model, not a curated record. Lineage: Eukaryota; Fungi; Ascomycota; Sordariomycetes; Hypocreales; Hypocreaceae. The coding region runs from base 270 to 1028 and encodes 252 amino acids. Gene Ontology annotation, cellular component: cytoplasm; nucleus.